Messenger RNA from Helianthus annuus (common sunflower), 2421 nucleotides. RefSeq lists its product as uncharacterized. NCBI's taxonomy places the organism in Eukaryota, Viridiplantae, Streptophyta, Magnoliopsida, Asterales, Asteraceae. The record is from RefSeq and is a predicted model, not a curated record. The transcript has 3 exons. The coding region runs from base 175 to 2193 and encodes 672 amino acids.
CCUCACUUCUGUUUACGUUACAAUCCCCAAAUUCAAUUCAAAAAAUAUUCCUAAAAUCAUCAACUGUUUACGUUACAAUCCCCAAAUUCAAUUCAAAACAUAUUCCCAAAAUCAUCAAGAUUUCAUCUUUCUUUCUCCCCAGUUGAUCAAGAUUCUGAAUCUUUAAUCGUGGGUAUGGCGUCAAACCGAUCGCCUUCGCCACUUUCAUCAAGAAAUUGCAGAAAUUCGGAGUCGAAUUCGACCACCCGAAAGAGUUUUAGUGGCAACCCUUUUCCCAGACCCACUAAUCUCACAAACCCUAAAAGCUCAAACCCUUAUACCCCUUCAAACACCCCUACUGCAUCAGAUCUAGCGAAAAGAAACUCGAUUGUUCGUAAAAGCAUCGGUGGUGGAUCGAUGUUUCAGGACGGGAAGGAGAAUCGGAAAGAUGCCUUUCGAUCGCCCGCUAAAGUUUCUACGAAGAACUUUAUGUCGCCGACGAUAUCAGCUACUUCGAAGGUUACCCCUUCGCCGAGAAAGAAGAUCUUGGGCGAGAAGAAUGAAGUCACUCGAGCUUCUUUCGAGUUCUUGGGUAAGGAGUCUGAUCUCACUUCUGAAACACCGAAUUUCGAUCAAACUGUUAAGAUGAAUGAAGAAUCAGAUGUGUCGAAAAUCGAACACAUUGUUGAACAAAAAGAAGUUGUUCAGAAUGUUUCGGUUGAUGAGGUACAUUUAGGUUUAAUUAGUGAUGAGUCUGAUCUUGUUAAGAUAAGGCCCUUUUGUUGUUCUCCGAUGACUUCGCCUGUUAUCGCUGCGAAUGCUGACCCGCAGCUUCCUCCAUAUGACCCGAAAAAGAACUUUCUUUCACCUAGACCUCAAUAUCUUCGUUACAAACCAAACCCUCGAAUCGAAUUUCUUCUAAACAAAGAAGAUAACGAUGAUGAUUGUGGAGAAUCUGAUGUUACUCGGCUUGAAGACUGCUUUGAUCUUUCUGAUAGUUCAUCAGAAACCGAAGAAAAAGAACCAGAACAAGAAAAAGAAGCUGAAUCAGGUGAUGAUUCGGUUAAUUCGGUUAACGGGUCUGAAACGGAUUUGUCUGACACGGUUUUGGCUGAAAAACCAUUCGAUUCGAAGGCGGAGAAAGUAUCAAAAUCUCGGUUUUUUACCCGUUCAAAGACUGUUUCGUUUGUUUUUGUUCUUUUCCUAGUAGCCUGUUUUUCGCUUUCUUUCACCGAGUCUCCACCUAUUAACUUGCCAAUCUAUGAAGAUGUCGGUUUCUCGGAGAUUUAUCAUGAAUCUUUGAGGUUUGCAGCCUUUGCUAAAGAGUCAUUUGAUGACCUUGUUGAAAAAGUUAAGCAUUGGUCAAUGGAUUUGUUAGUUUACCUCUCUGAACAAAAAUCCCAUUUCAUCAAACCUCAAAAGUUUGAGUCUUUACAGUUCUUUAACUUGACAACUUCUCCUAUACAAGAAGAGUUUGUGUUCAAUAGACACAUUGGAACUGAUUACAUUCAAGAAGUUAAAGAAUUCGAAGAAGAAGAAAACGAAGACGAAGUUGUGACCGAAGAAAGUGAUGUAGUUGAUGAAGACGUUACCGAAGAAAUCGAUGAACAAAGUGAGGUAGUUAAUGAAGAAACCGAAAGGAUUGAAGAACCAAUCAAUGAGCAGAUUCAAAGUGAUGUUAAUGAAGUCGAAGAAAAAAGUUUGAACCUUGGUGAAGUUGAAGAAACAAAAUCAGAAGUAGUCACCCUUGAAGCUGAAUCAGAAAGGGUGCAAAAUGAAGUUGAAAUCGAGCCGAGUGUUGCAGUUUCGAAUGAUGAAUCAGAAGCUUCGAGUUUGUUUUCGACUCAAUCAAUUGCCACAAUCAGUGUGGCAGGUGUUUCCAUGGUGAUAUUGGCUGUUUUAGCAGUUUUCUACAUGAUCCAAAAGAAAUCCAGUGCUUCGAAAUCAGCCGCUAUUGGUGUUAACAUCGAUGAGAAUAUGCCCGAAGAGUCGGGCUCUUCAGAAAGCAUUAAUGUUCAAAAGGGUAACAAGAAGAAGAAAAGUAACAACAAGAGAGAGUCAUUGGCUUCUUCAACAUCACAGUUUUCAGUGAGUGAUUCAUUUGGAAGCUUCACUACAUUCGAGAGAAUCGCGAUCAAACAUAAGGAUGAAGUGAUGCUAACACCGAUUCGGAGAUCGAGCCGGCUUCUGAAAAGCCAAGGCAUUUCCUCCUGAUCAUCUUCAGUUGUUGCACCGAUCUUUGAGUGCUUGAAUAGGUUCUAACUUAGUUUGUUUAGAUUGAUUGAUUGAUAGAAUUGGUGCCUUGAAUUCUAAAUGUUUGUUUUCUGUUUGAGUAGAUUUCUUAUGCAACUAUUUAGCUGUUUGAGUAGAUUUCUUAUGCAACCAUUUAGCUGUUUGAGUAGAUUUCUUAUGCAACUAUUUAGUUAUAUAUUUUUUUUGUUA